AUGUUGAAGAGGGCGUACGGAUCUAGAGAUGGAUUAUGUAUAGUAUCCGAUAGACACAAUAGCAUAAGAAAUGCCAUUGAAUUUGUAUAUCUAGUGGCAAUGCAUGGGAUCUGUUCAUACCAUUUGCUGAAAAAUUUGAAGUCACAUUCUGCAAAAUCAAGUCACAAUGUCACAUAUGCAUUCAAUUCUGCUGUAAGAGCUUAUACAGUGGAUGAAUUUGAAUACCAAAUGCAGCAAUUGGACUCAAUAAAUGAAGAUAUCAGGGGAUAUUUGUUGGAUGUUGGAUAUGAAAAAUGGUCAAGAUUGCACAUGCCAACCAAUAGAUACUCUACUCUGACAUCAAACAUAGUAGAAUCUGUUAAUGCAGUCACGAAGGCGGCAAAAAAUUACCCCAUUGAAGCACUUCUAGAAUCAUUGAGGCAAAUGGUCCAAUCUUGGUUUUGUAAAAAUAGAGAUGACGCACAUGACACUUUCACAAAGCUUGCAACAAAAUAUGAGAAGUUGUUAAGGGAAAUGAGCAAUGAUGUGAGAAAUCUAAAGGUUUCACCUGCAAGUCACGCUUUAUUUGAAGUGAGAGACAAUUCUUCAUCAUACAUGAUUGAUAUAACGCUACAUACAUGUAGUUGUAGAAUGUUUCAAGUGGAUCAACUUCUCUGUCCACAUGCACUGGCAGUAAUAGCAACAUUGAAGCUGAAUGUAUAUGACUUUUGCUCUAUGUAUUACACAAGAGAUGCAUAUCUAAAUACCUACAAAGAGACUGUAUUUCCUGUAGAUAAUAAAUCAGAAUGGAAUUUGCCAGAAGAUGUAAGUAAUAGAGUUGUUUUUGCUCAAAACCAAAAGAGAAGCUCUGGACAGCCUACUGAGAAGAGAAAGAAGCCAGCAUAUGAAAGAUCACAAGUUGUGAAAUGUGGAAGAUGCGGUGAAUUCGGGCACAAUCGUCGAACAUGCAGAAACUUGAUAAGGCCAACUUGUGUGUUCAAACUAAACCCGAAUAUAUCAUCUUCCACUAGAUGGGACCAAUUCUAUGCUUACUUCUUUUGUAAGAGUGUCGAUGAUAAAUGUUAA
This is a messenger RNA of Olea europaea var. sylvestris, 1065 nucleotides long. RefSeq lists its product as uncharacterized. The coding region runs from base 1 to 1065 and encodes 354 amino acids. NCBI's taxonomy places the organism in Eukaryota, Viridiplantae, Streptophyta, Magnoliopsida, Lamiales, Oleaceae. The transcript is spliced from 4 exons. The record is from RefSeq and is a predicted model, not a curated record. Gene Ontology annotation, molecular function: nucleic acid binding; zinc ion binding.